This is a messenger RNA of Amorphotheca resinae ATCC 22711, 435 nucleotides long. RefSeq lists its product as hypothetical. The record is from RefSeq and is a predicted model, not a curated record. Lineage: Eukaryota; Fungi; Ascomycota; Leotiomycetes; Helotiales; Amorphothecaceae. The transcript is spliced from 4 exons. Bases 1 to 435 code for a protein of 144 amino acids.
AUGGAUCGCUUUGAAAAGGACUUUCCCGCGCCCGUAAAGGGUGCCGUGGUACGUGGCGGCUCACAGCCCCCUACCACCACUACCUCUGCCCAUGCUGGCGCUCGUGCCAGCUCUGUCCCUGGCUCCCCCCCUCCUGGCUUUCAAGCCACGUUCCUGGCUGUCGUCGCGGCCGCCGUCGCCCCUGCCAUCGCCCCCGCCCCCGCCCCCGUCCCGGCCAUCGCCCUGCCACCCCUCCCCCAGAAUGCAACCUGCGCCGCAACGGCCCUCGCUGCCAUGGCACCACAGCGGCCGGCGACUCUCCGGCCGGGCCGUAACCCGACGAACCGGAACCGGGCCAGCAACCUGGAGGCUGAGCUUUCAACGCCCCAGGUUGUAGCCACUGCCAAAGUGGCGCUGGCCCGUGGACGGUUUGUGUUACGGUCCCGGGACGGCUGA